Thelazia callipaeda (thelaziosis nematode) is the source of this 1428-nucleotide messenger RNA. The record is from the annotation of a GenBank genome assembly. Lineage: Eukaryota; Metazoa; Nematoda; Chromadorea; Rhabditida; Thelaziidae.
AUGCCAGGUACACAUACAUUUUAUGAUGGAUCAGAGUUGUUACAACCAGUUUCUGACAUAUUUGGUGUUGGAGUUGAUAAGGUUAAUUUAGUGACAUGUCAGUUCUUAUCAUUACCGCUAGCUUUUCUACAGUACACAGUUUUUACUCCAAAUCGCGUCUCGCCAGCAAUAUGUGCUGGUUAUCAGGCUAUAAUUGGCUUAAUAUUCUGUUAUUUCUGUUUUGGAAGCGCUAUAAAACAUCUACUUUUACUAGUCACUUUAUCAUACGCAAUUAUGCAUCUUUCACCACGUCAAAUUGUACAUAGGAGCGUGUUCAUAUUUGCAAUGGGUUAUCUUCUUGUUAUACAUUGGUAUCGUUGCUUUGCUUUAUCAAGUUAUUAUCUUGAUGUUACAGGUCCUAUGAUGGUGCUUGUCCAAAAAAUAACAGUGCUCGCAUUUUCUUUACAUGAUGGAACAGCAAAAAAAAGUGAGGAAUUGAAUGAUUUACAAAAAAGAGAAGCUCUGAAAUCGGUACCUAGUUUUUCGAAUUUUAUGAGCUAUAUGUUUCAUUUUCAAGCUGUACUAACUGGACCAAUGUGCUUUUAUACAGAUUAUAAGGCCUGGAUUGAAGGAACUUCUGCUAUUGGUAAAGAUGGAAAGAUUGAGAAACCUUGGUCUGCAGUGUUAACAAAACUGUCACAAGCAGCUAUAUUUUUCCUAGUUUAUUUUUGUUUUGCUGAUCAUCUUACUCCUGAUAUCAUAAUGAACAUGGAAUAUAUGAACUUAAAUUGGCCAUUGAGACUACUCGUAAUCUACAUUGUGACGUCAUUUCAACGUUUAUCAUAUUAUUUUGCAUGGACUUUAGCUGAUGCCAUAUUUAAUUUAAGUGGUUUUGGGUUCAGUGGGUAUGAUGAAGACAAAAACCCUCAGUGGGAUUUGGUUUCAAACGUCAAACCUUGGCAAGUUGAGACAGCCUCAAAUUUAAAAGAGACGUUGGAAGCUUGGAAUUGCUGUACUAUGUAUUGGCUUCGACGUGUUGCUUAUGAUCGUGCUCCGAAAAAAUAUCGAACUUUGUGCACAUAUUUAUUGUCUGCUGUGUGGCAUGGUUUCUUUUUGGGUUAUUAUGUUACUUUCUUAACAGGCGCUCUGUUUACUGUUUCUGCUCGAACGGUCCGCCGUUGCCUUCGUUGGAGAUUUCAAGGAAAUCAAUUUUCGCGGUUUUUUUACGAUGUCGUUACCUUUAUAGUAACAAGGAUCACUUUAUCAUAUACAGUGUAUCCGUUUAUUAUGUUGCACUUUGGUCCUGGGCUGCAUUUUUACAGACACAUGUAUUUCUGCUUUCAUAUAAUCGCACUUCUUAUAUUGUUUAUUCUUCCUCAGUUAUUGCCUCCGAAGACGAUACCAGUAGAUUAUCAAAACACUAUCAAUCAUGCAAAAAAGUCUUAUUAG